Messenger RNA from Rotaria sordida, 1028 nucleotides. NCBI's taxonomy places the organism in Eukaryota, Metazoa, Rotifera, Eurotatoria, Philodinida, Philodinidae. The record is from the annotation of a GenBank genome assembly.
GGUGUCGUACACGACAAGCAUCAAUUAAUUCAACCAUUGUAUUCACCGUUGUAUCUUUAUGUAAUAUACAUUUAUUCAUAUUUGUUCAAGGUGAUGAUCAUACUAAAAAUUUAAAUGAUCUCAAUUCUAUACGCUCCACUGUUAAUCCAUUUCAAUAUCAACGAUGUUAUUUACAUCCAAGUUAUGUACACUUUUUCGAACAAAUCUAUACAUGGAUUGAUAUGUUUCUUGUUACAAUAAUCCCUUUUAUAUUUAUUAUUUUAUGUAAUUUAACUGUUGUUAAUCGUGUUUUUCUUACAUCUACUCCGGGUAAAAAAGGCGAAUUCGUUAGUCGCUCGAAAGCAACAAAUCGUUUACGUUCAUUAUGUUUAAUAAUGGUAUGUUCAUCAUUUGUAUUUGUUGCAACAACGUUACCAGUAACUGCAUUUAUUAUUGAUUUACUUUCACAUAAAGCAUCAAUUGAUGUAAUGCGUUGUCGACGUAUACAAUGGACAAUCUAUAAUAUUUUAAUGUAUUUUAAUUAUGCAAGUACUCUUCUUUAUUGUUUAUCCGGUACAGAAUUUCGUCAUGCACUAAUGAAAACAAUAGGUUUUCAAGAGAAACGAAAUUUAGCAAAAAUACUUCAAACAGAUAUGAUGAAUGCUGUUAAUCAUCGUUUAACAUCAGCACCCCGACAAUUCCGUCAAGUACUUGUAGAAUAUCAAGCUGAAAAACAUUUUGCUUCAUCAUGUGUUAAUGGGACACCAGUUAAUAUGCAUAAUAAAAUUCAAUUUAUGAUGAAAACAACAACAGUUAAGGCAAAAUAUUUACAAAUUCAACAACCAGAUUAUCAUGAUUAUUACAGAAAAUCUUUUACAAGUCAAACAAGUUGUAUAGGCGGUUCAACAUCAACAAUAAGUCACAGUUUACCAAAUUCACGAUGUGGACCAGAUUAUGGAUCGAUUAAUCAAAUUGACAUAUCUGAUCAUACCAAUGAUAAAAAUCCUACCGUACAGAACAAGGUUAUUUUCCAUGAUAUAGAUGAAUAA